AUGUCUGUUAUGUGGGCGCGGCUCUCUGCGCUCGCAUGCGCAACACGCCCGGACCUCCUCGACACGCUUGGUCGGCGCUUAUUCGACAUCGAGCCUUGUGCUCUGCCCAUUGUCUCUCCCGAGGACGAGAUCGUCACCGCAACCACCACAACCGUCGCGGCCUCCAUCACAGCUGCAUUGCCACUACCCCUUCCCGAACCAUACUUCUUUGCCACUAUCGAUACCAUGACCUCCUUCUUGUCGUGGCUGUCCCUCCUCACGCUUCUCUUCGGCUUUCUGCUCGCACUUGGCACGAUCGGCUCCCGCGCUCAAUUCUCAACUCCUCCACCCCCUCUGUCUCCUCAGCCGACCACCAUCACCGCCGAUUCCGAGCCCUCCAAUGAGAUCAAGUCUUUGCCACAUAGCCCCCUCGUUGCCCACGCUCUCCUGAGGCUCGCUCUUGUGUCCCAAAUGCACCCUAUGGAACCAGUACCAGAGGCCGAAUGGCGCCAAGUUCUCUCACACCCUGUCCUAGCCCCUCACACCGAACAACUUCUCCCUCCUGAAUACCGGCGCGAUGCAAAUGGAGAACGCAUUUUCUUCGGCUGGAUAGCUUUCGCUCCGCUUGUACCCGCAUCGGCCCUCAUGCCAUCUGUCGCUCCAGACGCCAGCGCACCUGACGUCGAUGAGGGAAAACUCUCCGAAUUGCAGCCCGUCACCGACUCAGAUGACGAUGAAGGCAACUCCGACGAACACUCCUCGGAGCCCCAAGACGACAUGGCGGCCUCCGAAGGCAGCGAAGAAGAACCGUCUCCCGAGCCCCUCUGCUCUGAUGCCGAGAGCGACGACGAUGACGAAGAGUCCAUCCCCGAACCCACCGAUGACUUCUCUUACCUCGACGGGGAGGACGUUUCUGGCAACAACAUGCCAACACUUGAUGCUGAUCAGUAUACGCUCGAUAAGUACCCGCCCGAGGGCAAGACGUAUCUCUCAGCAUGGAACCUCAUCUCCAAGGACUCUGAUGCCUCCGAGAUGCACGCUUCCGAUGAUAGCGAGACUGUGUAUGACCCGGUUCCCCCUCCCAAGUCGGUUGACGAGGAAAGGAGUGGUGUGUACACGCCUGAUGCGCGCAUCGACCGUGUUAUUGAUGCUGUAUCUGAAGACCAAGACCGCCUCGACCUCGAUGCCGAUGAUUCUCACAAGCCCAGCGCGGACGUGCCGCCAGAGGUUCUGCCAACAGACCAGCUCGAGCCCUCAGAUGCGCCUGAGACCCCGCCAGCUGUACAAAAGAGCGCCGAAGUCGCCAUCAACCUACUCAAACCGCCCUCGCUCGCCAGCGAGGUGUACGCGUCCCUCACGCUUGCGAAGUCCCACACCAAGGGUCACCUACACCACGACGUCGCCGUCCUGACGCUCGCCUUCUGGAUGGGCUUCGACCACGCAGAUGAAACCGAUUUCGUCCCACAGGCUGUUGUCGAACAAUGCUCUUUCCUCGAUACCUUCCCCGCGUUCAUUCGUAAGCUAUUCGCGAACCGCGUGGAGGAGGGAAUGGACUUCGCGGCAUGGGAAAACACGGGUGACCAGCAGUACAUGUACAACUGGGGCGUGCAAACGGCGACGCAAGUCAUUCUGGAGGGGGAAUGCGAGCGCGUCGACGAUAUUCUCAUGCCACGCGAGCGCAAGGAAGAAGCCUUUGCCUAUAUCGCCGGUUGGCGCGCCAGUAUGCGUGAGCUUUGUGCGGCGGGUCCAAGGACACGCAAAGCCCUCGACAUAGACUGCUUCGAAUAUGGCUUGAACGCACUUCGCGACGGCGAGGUCAUUGCAAAGGAUGUGCUCUGCUCCAUGGACCAGACACAGCUUGAAGACUUCCUCACUGCGACGUCCCAUGUCCUCCUGGAUUCUGCAAUGCGAUCUAUCGAGAAGGAGAAGUGGCUCGGGACGUGCCAGGCGCUGUAUGGAGCCGACCGGCGCGAAGAACGUUGCCAAACCAUCCAGAACUUCACCCUAGAGGAACUCGCCAAAUUUCGCGGCGCCUAUCUCGAGGCCAUGCUUCUGCUCAUCCGGCUCAUGGGGGGUAGCGAGUACCUCGGUCCCUUCAACGCCGUCGUCCCCAAGCGCUUCACCGUCGCCGACUUUGCCAAGAACUACUUCGCGCAUGCGGGCAGCGGGAAGUGCGACGCGGAGACCUGCGCCACGCGGUUCAAGCAUAUGACUUCGGAGGAGAUGGCAGAGUUUUUGGAGGAGAUAUGGGACGAGAUCGGGGAUAUUUGGGCUGUGACUUCCAACACGAAGGCGCCAAGCAUCGCAGAUUUUCACUCAUCUACCUUGGAGGAGUACGAAGAGUCUUCUGCCGGGUCGCCGCAGAGCUCGCGUGCGUCCUCGCCUGCGCCUUCCGAAGAUGAAUCCGACAUGUACGACGUCUGCCCUCUUUCUCCGCAACCUCCACUCCCGCUAUCAGAGAACGCCUCUCGUGCCCCGUCGCCAGCUCCCACUCAAGCAGUGGUCGAGCGCGCCCCCACACCCACUUCCCCCCUCCCUCCUCCCUCGCCUUCCCCUCCGCCUCCACCACCUCCCCCACGCUCCGAAAAGUACCUCAUGGGCCACGCCCACGCCGUCGAAGGCUUCGCGCACAACCCCCUCGGGCUCACCACCCGCUUCUUCGCCGCCCGCGACUGGGACGCGCCCACCUUCGACGACUACCGCCGCGGCUGGCUCGCCGGCAUGCUCGAGCUCGUCGCGCGCACCGCAGGCGCGCCGCACGACGGACUCGGGGCCCCCAGGGCCUGGUGCUGCGGCAUGGGCUUGCCAACGUGGGUGGAUCAGGAUCCCAAGACGCCAGACGAGCUGGUCGGGUUCAUCAAGAAGAUGACGCCAAGUGACAUUGGGGCGUUCCUCCGGAAGGGAUGGAAGAAGCUGGGGGAGAAGGGGAGGAAGAAUGGGAGGUACGACUAUGCGGGCCCGUGCGAUAUCGACGUGGUGCAUUUAGGGGAGCCAAGUUUGAAUGAGAAGAUUGAGAUGGCGCUGGCGUUUAGAGGGUGA
Schizophyllum commune H4-8 is the source of this 3018-nucleotide messenger RNA. RefSeq lists its product as uncharacterized. NCBI's taxonomy places the organism in Eukaryota, Fungi, Basidiomycota, Agaricomycetes, Agaricales, Schizophyllaceae. The transcript is spliced from 9 exons. The record is from RefSeq and is a predicted model, not a curated record. The coding region runs from base 1 to 3018 and encodes 1005 amino acids.